AUGGGGGAAGGGGGCACAAACAUUCAGCCCAUCACAGGUGGAAGGAAGGAAGACUGGGCCACAGCUUGGACCUUGUGUGCCUUGAGAGAAACUUGUAUGCAAUCCUGUGGACUGUGGGGAGCCAAGCUGGGGAGUGAUAUGAUCAGGUUAGCUUUUCAAUCUGUCAGCUUGAGCUGGAACCUACAAAUUUUUAAAUUUAUGAAGUACUUCAGAAGACCAGCCAGUCACACAAUGAGCACUCACAUACCCACAUCUGAGCUUGAAAAAUAUAUCACAGACAAAGUCCUCGGUGUUCCCUUCCUACUGCUAUCUUCAGCUUAG
Molecule: messenger RNA, 321 nt
Organism: Rangifer tarandus platyrhynchus (Svalbard reindeer)
Lineage: Eukaryota; Metazoa; Chordata; Mammalia; Artiodactyla; Cervidae
Source: the annotation of a GenBank genome assembly